AUGUGCCCGAACGGAGCUGAGGAGGUCGAGACUCCAGCUGGCGAGGAGCAGGAGGAAGAGCAGGAGGUCGAGCAGGAGACCCCGGAAACCGAGGAGCGCCCGCAGACGCCCUUCGACAAGCGCCGCGAAUACCUGAUGAAGCGACUCGGCGCCAAGGCCCCCGUUGUCUCGGCAAAUGAGGAUGAGACGCCCGAAUCCGUGGCCGCCGACGAGGAGCCCGUCAACCCGCUGCGGUACCGACCACCCAACAUGCGGAUGCAC
Molecule: messenger RNA, 261 nt
Organism: Mesorhabditis spiculigera
Lineage: Eukaryota; Metazoa; Nematoda; Chromadorea; Rhabditida; Rhabditidae
Source: the annotation of a GenBank genome assembly